GAGGAACAGGUUUCCGGCCUAAAGAACGACAACAUAAGUAAAGGCUGAAAGACGAAGAGGAGAAGCUGCUAAACAAUUUAACGGAUUAGCUUUCCAAGAUACAGCCGUAAGCUACCGUAAAUUGGGAUCUUGCACUGUUAAUUCCAUUUUAUGGAGAUAAGCGAAACACACUGAAAAAUUGGUGGUGUUGGUGUACAGAUGCUCCAGUAACUAAUCACUCAUUUAUAUCCCAAGAGUUGGCAGUCGUACUGACAUGGCAUCUGUUUACUGAACUGCUCCGUCUUCAGCCACUGCUAGCACCAAGCAUUGGUGUGCAGCUUCCCAGCGAAUGAGACUGACCCUCUAUCACCAUGGAAACAGAAACUGAAGUUAUUCCUAUCUGGCAGAAUAAGCCUCAUGGAUCCACCCGUAGUGUUGUGAGAAGAAUAGGUUCCACUCUUCCACUCAAACCUCCACAAAGGGCAUGUUUCCAGGAACUACCGGGUCUGCCCGCUCUUCGGCCUAUGGACGGCCCUAUGGUUCCUACCUUGGCAGACAUAGCCUGGAUUGUUGCAGAUGAAGAAGAGACAUAUGCCAGAGUGCGGAGUGACACUCGUCCUCUGAAACACGAAUGGCGGCCCACGCCUCUCCUGGUGCUCCACAGGAACUCAUCUGUGCCCAACUUCCGCCGUGAAGGCAAAAGGAUGGAGGGGCUUAGGAAGCCUGGGGUCACGGCGCUGAACCGCACUACUGCCCUGCAGGACGAGCUCAGCAGACUCCGUGCACAGAUCGCUAAGAUUGUGGCAAGUGAUUCUGGCUCCAACCCCCUGACCCCUGACCUGCUCUCCCCUGAUGACACAAGUAUGAGCUUCUCCAUGGCGCCUUUCGAGACAGUGCCGUACCAGCCGGCUGCCACAGCUGCUGCUUCCUUUGUCAUCAGCGAUGUCACUGAGGAGGAGGAGGAGGAAGAAGAAGAGGAGGAGGAAGAUGAGAAAGAUGUGGUCUCUGUGGUGUCAGAGCUUGUCCCUGACCCUCUGCCACCUGUUUCCAUGACGGCAUCGGCGACCUUUGACCUGGACAGACCCAGCAUGGAAUUUCGGGAGGCAGAGGAGGAUACAGUGUCACUAUCAAAGUCCACCAGCUUUGCUGAUGUUAUGGACAUCCUGAAAGACAUGAACCGCAUGAAGAUGAGCAAAGACAGGUACAACAGAGGCUGUACGUCCCUCAGAGAGGAGGACUCAGCCACUCUGAUUUCAGAAGCUCUGAGGAAAAAGUUUGUCCUGAAGGAAGAAGACACUGCCGCUAUGAAACGAAAGUAGCCUGAUCACGUGUUUAUCAUCAAUAUCCGAUCCUGCUGCUCCAUGCCUUUGCCUGUGGAAUAUGUACCCACGGAUCCACAACCUUGCUCCUCAGACCCAAGGCAAUAGCUGUCUGCCAGAGUUAGAACAAAAAAACACUUUGUCCCAGACAUUCAAAACCAAAUGUGAACUUCACAGCGCUGGUGCAGUGUGAGGGGGGAACAGCCAACUCUCCAUAACAAUAAUCAGUUUCAGCGCUGCAUCGCAUAUUGCAUCCAGUCUAUUUCUCUCUGCAAAAGGCUUUUAUGUUUAAAUUUAUUUUGAAUAAGGACUCAGCAGACUGGUUCCACUGCUGUCCAGAAACUUGUGUCUGGGCUGUUUUGAUCUUAGAUGUGUUUUUUUUUAAAUUUAUUUAAUUUUUUUUAGGAUUGUGUUAUAGCACGUUGUGGAGCGGCUGGCAUCUAAACAAUUCUAACAAGGUUUGGACUUAAAUUGAGGAAUGUCCCUUUAAAAAGCCUUUUAUCCAUCCUGCUAUGAAAAUAGUUUGUUUUUUCAGUUGUGCAAAGAAGUCUUCUAACAUACUUGAAAAUAUUUUAUGUACAAAUGAAACUAGUGAAACUGAUCUAGUGUACAUGCAGAGAUGUACUGUAGCUUAUUACAGUGUGUAUGGGAAUAAUAACUUCAGAUCUUUGCAGUUUAAUAUUUGCAUCACAGUACUGAGUUUGGAAGUGAGCACACAGCAUCAUAUACUGUAUGUUGCCUGCUCCACUGCGUCUAUUAUGCCUGUCCUCUUGUUUGCGAUUAACAUAUAGAUUGAUAGUCACUGAACCACAGGACACUGAUGUUGAAACCCAAACUGAAAGGAGUGAGAAUAUGCUGAUGAUAUAGUUUGAAGUUUGAGGUGUAUAAAUCCAAGAAAUACUUAAUGAAAGUGUGUGAGUGAAAUGUGCACCCAUCAUUGUUUGCAGCUGUUUGUAUUUCCAGUAAAAGCAACAGAUACAAGCUUGUACAAGUCUUUUAGAUACAAAUUUCCCAGUGUAGAAUGUGCUAAUUGGUAGAUGAAACCACCUUUAUGAUGUUUCUUAAUGACGCAACACUAAAGGGGUGGUUUGGGCCGAGACAACUGGGCUACGUGUAAGAGUGCUUUUACAUCAUUAUGUAUGCAGAGUUUUGACAAAACCAUGUGUAAAAUUCUUGUGAGAAUCAUGAUGAUAACGAUGAAUAUUCUUGUUGACGCCUUACCACAGAUCUAUUGCCUGUUCCAAUGCCGGAUUUCCAUAUUAGUUCAAGUGCCAUGGGUUUGUUUUAAUAGGCACACCCCUCAUUGCCUGCCAUUUCCUGAGUGUGCCCUCCAUUGUCAUCUUUACUAAGAUUCCCAUUUUUUCAUCUCAAAAACAUAAAGUGAACAACAAUGAUAAGGUGUCUGUGUGUGUAUGGGUGUGGGGUAUUGCUGAAUGUUGCUGACUGUUAUGUCACUUUUACCUCCACACGCGUCACUCCUACUCUGUUUUUCAUCUGUCAUGUUUAUGCCUACAUGGCUGUGAAUCCUUUAGUGUAGUUUUGCAAUAUAUGCAGUAAGUUACUGCUAAGUUAUCUGUUUGGAUUGAACAAGACUGUGCCCAUCUGUGUGCUGCUGAAUGCAGUAGAGUUAAAGUAGGUUUUGUCUUGCUAGAAUUGGCCCUCAACUUGUCUUUGGUGAUCUUCUCAGGUCCCUUCAUUGGUCAAAGUGAUGAAGUACAAGGACUAGCUGAGAAAACUACUGUAUACAAGUUUAAAUAUAUUAAUUGUAUGUCUGUUCUUAAGGUGUUGAACCUUACACAGCAUACUCUGCCAAGUGCAUCACUAGUCCUGAUAAUAAAUUGAGAGGAUAAUUUUUCCACAGACUUUGUUUUGAAAUCCUAUUGUUUCUCUUGUCUAGUUAAUGGGUUUCUCACAAGUGUACCUCCGUGUAAGGUUAAGCCCACCACCACCAUCUGUAUGUUUGUUUUUUGUCAUGUCAGGACUUUUAAAUAAAGAUUGGCUGAUGUUUUGAAACUGA
Molecule: messenger RNA, 3315 nt
Organism: Siniperca chuatsi (mandarin fish)
Lineage: Eukaryota; Metazoa; Chordata; Actinopteri; Centrarchiformes; Sinipercidae
Gene: mtfr1l
Product: mitochondrial fission regulator 1-like
Exons: 8
Coding region: 351-1298 (315 amino acids)
Biological process (GO): aerobic respiration; mitochondrial fission
Cellular component (GO): mitochondrion
Source: RefSeq, a predicted model, not a curated record